CGAGAGCGCUGGAUGACGGACUUCACGAGAAGACGUAGUAGCACCGCGAGUUCAAGCAGCAACAUCAGCACCGAUGUGGAUCGCGAAGUGGCACAUGACAAAGCGGAAGAAGCAAGGCUGGAAGCACAGGAGGCCAGAGCACAAGAGACAACUGCAAUGCAGCCAGAUACGAGGAGAUCGCCUCCUUCAACAUCUCCGCCUGCCUCUCCCGGCCGUGGUCAAACGCCGUUCGUCAGCCUGUACGCCCGUCAUAUGGACGACAUCGAGAACGGGACCCUUCCUCCCCGUCCCAACCUGCAUCCUCGCCGCGCCGUUGACGAUGUUGAGGCCCCUCCGGCAUACCACAGCAUCAUUCCACCGAAUGAAGCACCACCAGCAUACGACACACCGGCGUACGAGCCAAGGUCUGACGACGAGGGUGGAUCAUCGCCACGAUCUCGCUCGAAUGAUAGGGUGCGUCAAUACCUCACGCGCUUCUAGAAUUUUCUGCGUUGGGGAUCUUGCGUUGACGACUUUGGACUCUUGGAGCAUGAUGAGGAGUUUCGGAUCGUUUGCUCUAUCUACCAGCGGUGGCGGAAUCUUGACCGGCGGAGCUUGCAUUUACGGGAUCGCAGGUCACGAGUAAUGAGCUCAACGGCUGUGAUCUAGAAGACUUUGCCCGUGGGAUUGAGCAUGGCGGCAUUGCCUUGGAUGCGCUUUCUGGGGUUCAGGCAGGCAGAUUUCUACUGAUGUAGUUUACAGAAUGAUAUGGGACCACUCUGAU
Molecule: messenger RNA, 763 nt
Organism: Pseudocercospora fijiensis CIRAD86
Lineage: Eukaryota; Fungi; Ascomycota; Dothideomycetes; Mycosphaerellales; Mycosphaerellaceae
Exons: 1
Coding region: 157-480 (107 amino acids)
Source: RefSeq, a predicted model, not a curated record